Molecule: messenger RNA, 431 nt
Organism: Linum tenue
Lineage: Eukaryota; Viridiplantae; Streptophyta; Magnoliopsida; Malpighiales; Linaceae
Source: the annotation of a GenBank genome assembly
CGCUACAUAUAGGGAUGACACUAGAGAUUUUUCAAUACAAUGUCCUCAUAACAGAACAAUAUAGCCUCUGUCCAUUCCAAAGUUACGUUGUCAAAGUAUUAAAUGAUUCAUUCUACGAUGUGUGCACCAAAUGCCCCGGCAAAGUACAAGUUGAAGCGGAUAAAUUUUACCAAGACCAAUGUCAAGCAACAAACUGAAAAAAGUGAAGCUGUGUUUGUACUCUUGGAUCAUGAAAGCAAGAACACAGGCUCUACAUUCUAUAAGGAAAACGAGCCAAGUGAUAUGCCUUCUCACCUUCUGAAAUUGGAAGUUUUGAUAUUGACUUCCACAUAAAGGUGAAGGAGUUCAAUAUGAACAAAUUAAAUCAUCACCUGAAAUGAAUUCACUCUCUGGAAGAUGAAUGAGGCUAAGGAAUCUAACAAUUCAGAUUU